AUGGCUUCCGCAGGCGCCCUCAACCCCGAUAUUGUGUCUGCCAAGGUGAAGACACUGAUGAACAAUCAACUGAAGACAAUAUUGAAAAAGGAAAGCCUUCCAGUCUCAGGCGCCAAAGCUGCUAUGCAAACGCGGAUCAUCAAUAAACUCUACAGCUACGGAAACAAUAACGACAUAGAAGGCUUCAGUCGUCUCCGGAGCCUCGUUAACAACCCGGAUCUAGAUCCAAUCCGCCUAUCCCCCUCGCCGUCUGCUGCUCGCACGUAUCCGAAUAAUUCGGUACCAACACCAAACCAUUACCAGCACUCUUUCAGCAGCUCUAUCAGACCUGGAUCGCACAAUAUGGCACCAAGCAUAAAUGGAACAGGGCCGAGACCUCCCCAAUUCAAAGCCAGUCCUUUCUACUCGAUACUGGAACCUCUGUCGCCAGUAUUAGAUUGUAAAGUUCCAGCCCGAGAGCAGACAAGAGAUACAGUCAAUUUGAUAAUCAAUCUUCGUGCCGACAUUGCGGAGAGACUCAGUGAGGAUGGUUCUACAAGAGCCAUGAUAUACUCUGCUUCAGAACCCAUGUCGCCAUUCUCAAAAGUCGACAUUGAGUUCCCCUAUCAGCUUGAGAUUAAGAUCAAUCAAGAUGAAGUAAAAGCCAAUUUCAGGGGCCUCAAAAACAAGCCGGGGACAACGAGACCUGUGGAUGUCACCACAAUGCUGCGGCCCAAACCAGGUUACGAUAACCACAUGAUAGUUACAUACGCACUCACCAAGAAGAGAUUUCUGAUAGUGGUCAAUCUUGUUAAGCGUCAUCCCGUGGAAGAACUGGUUGCGAAGCUCAAGUCUGGUAAAACAAUAGCGAAAGAGCAAGUCGUACGUGAGAUGAUAAGCAGAUCGGAAGACACGGAAAUCGUAGCAACAUCCUCAAUAAUGUCAUUGAAAUGUCCAUUGUCGACGCUGAGGAUCGAUGUGCCCUGCCGUUCAUCGGUCUGCAGUCACAAUCAGUGUUUCGAUGCCUCGUCUUUCCUUCAACUCCAAGAGCAAGCCCCCACUUGGACCUGCCCUGUCUGUAAUAAAGCCGCUGCUUACGAACAUCUACAAGUCGACCAGUAUGUAGCCGAUAUCUUGAAAUCGACACCGAAGUCGGUCGACCAAGUUACCAUUGAGCCCAAUGGUACAUGGUCCCCAAACUGCAGGGGGCGCCCCGUCACCGAGAACCAGCAACGGACGCACCAGUAG
Letharia columbiana is the source of this 1227-nucleotide messenger RNA. RefSeq lists its product as uncharacterized. Lineage: Eukaryota; Fungi; Ascomycota; Lecanoromycetes; Lecanorales; Parmeliaceae. Gene Ontology annotation, biological process: protein sumoylation. The record is from RefSeq and is a predicted model, not a curated record. The transcript is spliced from 7 exons. The coding region runs from base 1 to 1227 and encodes 408 amino acids. Gene Ontology annotation, molecular function: zinc ion binding; SUMO ligase activity.